UGGAAGAUUACAACAAGCAUACAUCAUAUCUAAGGAUAAAGAUGUAAACAAGAAACGGCCUAUAGUACCCUCUUUCUUGAACCCUGCGCGAGAGGCCAUGGGGAUACUGGCUCAGAGUUUGAAUUUCCUUAUAAARAGAGUAAGGRKAAGACACUUCRAUCUCAACGGRGCUAAGCAUCUGCAGGAGAGGAUACGAGGGGCAAAUGAGCUGGCCUAUAAGACGUUUGGCUUGGAUGCCAGAAUUGUCAUAAGGACUUACGACGUCAAAGAAAUGUUCACAAGACUGCCGCAUGAUGAGAUUUUGAAGGCAGUUGAUUGGUUGACGAGUUUUUUCAGAGAUAAAGGGCAUUCGUGGAUUCGGAUCAAGAAAAAAGGAAAAAAGGCAACGUUUGGGAAAUCCCACGGGGAGGCAGGCUGGAAAUCGCUGCGACUAUCGGAUCUAUUGAGACUAACAAAGUUUCAGUUGGGGAACACCGUCUUCUACUCGAUGGCAGAAAUCCUAAGGCAAGACAUUGGCAUUCCGAUGGGAGGGAGAGCUAGCCCACCGCUCGCGAAUGUGUUGUGCAUGUAUGCUGAGCAACAGUUUGUUGGGAGUUUGGGAAAAGAUGCCAGGUAUAUUGAUGGAAAUCGGUUUAUUGAUGACGUUCUGCUAAUUGGCUGGUACAGUGGGAUGGACAGGAAUGGACUUGAGCAUAUUGAGCAGAUCCUGGAUAGGAUCAAGGGGUGCUACCACCAAGAUCUGGUAUUGGAAAGAACAGACCCAGGGAAGGGUAUUGUGGAAUUUUUGGAAACAAGGUUGAUUGUCACUAACACCCCGGCCUGGAUCUAUAGCUUCCAGAAGUUCAAGAAUUUGGCGAAUAUCUGGAAGGGAAGAGAAGGCCACUUCAGAACUUUAAGGAGUUUUGAUUCCUACGCCCCGUUGAUCCAAAAGUCGGAACCGUCUCUCUUUCGGCGGAGAACUGGAAAACGUGUUCCAUGUUCCUUGGUUGUCUUGUUGGGUGAUGACUACCUCGCUUUCAUUCAUCGCGAGGAGCUACAGGCGGACCCCUCGUCAUCUCCUUUGCCUGGCCAAUCGCGACACCUGGUGCAGGCCCGUCCGCCGGUCGCGGAGGAUCCCGUGGAUUUGGAGCCCGAUCAGCACACAGAGGGGGAGGGUGGUCAUGACACACCUUCGUCGGGGGCAGAUUAUAGGGCAGGUUCAACGUUGGAGGAAGGGAGCGACAUUGGUUUUGGAUCGACGUUCAUGGGGAACAUAGCAGCCUGCACUUGCACGGAUGAUGAGAGGCCAUCAGAGAUUGCCGAGCACUUGCGGGGUCCCGUCUUGGCUUCCGCUUGCCCUCUACGACCUCCCUCGGCCUGUGUGGGGCAGCAACAGACAUCCAUUGCUGCUUUUGUCGUGGAUGAGCUCCGAAAAGAGUUUGACCAGGCGAUUGCCUCAUUCGUCUUCGAGAACGCCAUUGCAUUCAACACCGCGAGAUCAGACUCCUAUAAGAACAUGGAGAGGAUCAUGAACGAGGUGGCCAGGUCGCGGAAGAUGUUGAAACUGCCAGGGUACAACUUCUUGAGGACGAAGGCACUGCCUGCGGAGUACAAAACUGUGGAUACUGAUUUGGACAAGAUCCGUGAGCCGUGGGAUGUCAUAUGCCUCACUUUGAUGACGGACAGUACGACAACGACCAGCAACGGGACGGUCAUAAAAUUCAUUGCGGUCAGGGAUUCGGGGGCUGUCAUGGUGAAGAGUGUUGACAUGGAGGGGAAGGACAAGUCGGCUCUGGCUUUGGAGAGGAUGUGGGAGGAGGUCAUCAUGGAGUUGGGGGUGCAUAGGUGGGAGACACCGGAGGACUUGGCUCCCUAUGAUGGUUUCAUGCACGACGGGGAGUACGACCGGGAGGAAGUGAAGAGGAGGGCAGCGAACUGGUCCAAAUCUCGUGGACGGAGAUCGAAGUCGACCAAAUUCGACAUUCGGGAGCUUGAGGAGGAGAGGGAGGACGGUGGGGCAUGGCUCCUUGAUCUUUCUUACCGCCCUCGCCGUCUUGCGGAUCAUGACCAUGGGAAGACUGUUGUUGAUGUUGACGACGAAGAGCCUAGGCAUGACAGCGAGGAUGAUGACGAGUUGGUUCUAGUGGAACUACUUCGCUGCAGAGGACCGCCUCACUCUCGGGAGCACAGCUCACCCGUCAUCGGCGACCCACACUCGAGAGGGGCAAGCACCGCUCGCGGGACCACACCUAGUGGGUCUGCGCACGUCUCCCAUGACAGUGAUGCGAUGGAGGCAGAUGUUGGUGCAAACAUGGACGACCCCAUUGUUGUUGCUCCGGUGGAGGCCGAUGUGGUAAUUGAUGCGCGUGGGGAUGAUCCGGUUGGUGAGCAUGGGGAUGAUCCGGUCGGUGCCACUGCUACGGAUGGUGUUGUUGGUGCAGUUGAUGAUGGUGCUGUUGGUGCAGACACGGGGACCGAAGAUGGUCCCAUUGUGAGCGGCGAUGGGUUCUCCACUCCGGAUUCGGGGUUAGGAUCCGAAUCAGGUGCAGAUGCGGAGGCAUUACUCCUACAACAUGGACGCAAUGAAUUGGAGGAAAAGGCAACACCGAGCUGGCUCAUUUUCUUAAGACAAUUGUAUGCUCCUAUGCCGCUUCUUAUUUGGCUUGCUGUCACUGUGGAACUGGCGAUCAUGAACUGGCCAGAUGCUGCGAUUCUGUUCGCCAUUCAAAUGGCCAAUGCACUCAUAGGCUGGUAUGAGACAACGAAAGCAGGCAACGCUGUUGCAGCACUGAAGGCUUCGUUGAAACCUCGAGCAACCGUGAAGAGAGACGGCAAGGUUAUCGCUAUUGAUGCGGGAUUACUGGUUCCUGGAGAUCUCGUCAUUUUGGCAUCUGGUGGUGCUGUGCCAGCUGACUGUGUGGUAAAUGAGGGAACAAUUGAUGUCGAUACAUCGUCAUUAACAGGAGAGUCCAUGCCUGUGACGUUGUAUGAGGGCCAAGAAGCACAAUGGGGCUCAACUUGUGUGCAGGGGGAAGUAGAGGCAACAGUGAUAGGCACAGGAAAGAACACGUUUUUUGGGAGGACUGCAUCAUUGCUGGGGGGUGCAAAUGAGCUGGGAAACAUUCAGAAGAUCAUCCUGAAGAUAACUGCUGUGCUGGUUCUACAAUCCAGCAUCCUCUGCUUAGCUGCGCUCAUUUAUUUGUUGGUACAUCGGAAACAAGAUUUCGUCGAAUCCCUGCGCUUUGUCGUCGUGCUCAUGGUCGCUUCUGUACCUCUGGCCAUUGAGAUUGUAACAACUUGCACGCUGGCUGUUGGAUCCAGAUCCCUAGCCUCUAUGAAUGCCAUUGUCACAAGACUGGUAGCUAUCGAAGAGAUGGCAGGGAUGAAUGUCCUUUGCAGCGACAAAACAGGCACAUUGACCCUUAACAAGAUGGUUAUUCAGGUGAUUGUGGACAAAACAGUGGUGGUUGUUUUUGCGGUGGUGGUAGUGGUGGUGGUGGUACAGUGGUGGUGGUACAGUGGUGGUGGUACAGUGGUGGUGGUACAGUGGUGGUGGUACAGUGGUGGUGGUGGUGGUACGGUGGUACGGUGGUACGGUGGUGGUGGUGGUGGUGGUGGUGGUGGUGGUGGUGGUGGUGGUGGUUGCAGUGGUGGUGUGGUGAUGGUUGCAGUGGUGGUGGUGGUUGUGGUGGUGGUUGCGGUCAUUGUGGUGGCGGUUGCGGUCAUUGUGGUGGUGGUUGCAGGCAUAGUAGGGGUGGUUGCGGUCAUUGAGGUGGUGGUUGCAGUCAUUGAGGUGGUGGUUGCGGUUGUUGUGGUGGUCGUUGUUGUGGUUGUCGCUGUGGUGGGCGUUAUUGUUGUCGUUGUGGUGGUUCGCAUCCUUGUGGUCGUUCUCGUCCUUGUGGUUGUUCUUGUCAUUAUUGUUGUUCUCGGCAUUGUUGUCGUUCCUCGUCAUUGUUGUCGUUUGUUCUCAUCGUUGUUGUCGGUCUCGUCGUGGUUGUCGGUCUCAUCGUGGUUGUCGGAGGACACCCCUAUUUACAGCAAAGGAGAGACUAGGGCGAGUGUUAUCCAGGCAGCUGCUCUUGCUGCCAAGUGGAUGGAGCCACCAAAGGAUGCUCUCGACACAAUGGUUCUUGGAUCGGUGGAUCUUGCCCACCUUGAUGCGUAUCAACAGAUUGAUUACAUGCCAUUCAAUCCGAAGGUAAAGCGUACAGAAGGGACUCUGAAGAGUCCAGACGGCAAGAUAUUCAAGACCACCAAGGGGGCUCCCCACAUCAUCCUGGAUCUGUGCCAUAACAAGAACGAGAUAGGUCCGGUGGUGAAUGAGAAGGUUACACAGCUUGGUCUACGUGGUAUUCGUUGUCUUGCUGUGGCACAGUCCGAUGAAGCGGACAAGUGGCGACUACUGGGGAUUCUAACGUUCCUUGAUCCUCCUCGACCUGAUACCAAGGAGACCAUUGAGAGAGCACAGAAGUAUGGUGUCGUUGUCAAGAUGAUCACAGCCGAGGCUGCCCGCCUACAGGCUGAAGCAGAGGUAGCAGCUGAAAAGCAGCGGCUUCAGGACGUAGCUGACGCAGAUGCCCAGGUCUGCCGCAAGGAGGCCCAGGAUCUGCUGCAGCGGCAUGAAGCCGCCAGCGUCGACGGGCUCAAGUUCUGGCACUUUGAACCAUCCGAGGGCCACGACGACGCGACACCGGAAGAGCAGCACAAGGAGUUUUUCUCCAAACUCGUGACACGGUUGGUUUACACUUGUAACCACCUGAAGUCCGAACUGACGAACAUCCGACAGGCAGUUCGGAACCACAAGGAUCUGCACGAGGGUGCUACACGGCCACUUCAUGCCCGUGUACAGGACUUGGAGCAAGCGGCACCAAGCCCAGAUGCUGGGGAACCCAGCAAUGCAGCCUCUAAUCGCCAGCUGGAGCAAUGAGUGGACCAUGUAGUUGCAAUGCUAGGAGACAUCAGCACCUUCGCCGCACCAGCCACCGUCAGCGAGCAGCUCAGCACCUUGAAG
Messenger RNA from Chara braunii, 4990 nucleotides. NCBI's taxonomy places the organism in Eukaryota, Viridiplantae, Streptophyta, Charophyceae, Charales, Characeae. The record is from the annotation of a GenBank genome assembly.